Camelina sativa (false flax) is the source of this 1493-nucleotide messenger RNA. Its product is annotated as SH3 domain-containing protein 2. The record is from RefSeq and is a predicted model, not a curated record. Gene Ontology annotation, molecular function: protein binding. Lineage: Eukaryota; Viridiplantae; Streptophyta; Magnoliopsida; Brassicales; Brassicaceae.
AAAGUACCCAAACGGUAGAUUUUGAUUUUCAAACACUUUUGUUCUCUCUAUCCUACCUGAAUUCGAAUCAGAGAGAUUAGAAGACGAAGAGAGACAUUUUCUUUAGGAAUGGAGACAAUCAGGAAGCAAGCUUCUAAGCUCAGAGAACAAGUGGCCAGACAGCAACAGGCUGUUCUGAGACAAUUUGGUGGAGGUGGUGGUUAUGGAGGUUCAGACACUCUAAUAACCGACGAGGAAGAGUUUCAUCGGCAUCAGAAUCUGGAGAAGCUUUACAUCUCAACACGCUCUGCUAAGCAUUUUCAACGAGAUAUUGCCCGUGGUGUACAAGGAUAUAUCGUGACAGGAUCCAAACAAGUCGAAAUAGGUACUAAGUUGUGUGAGGAUAGUAGGAAAUAUGGUUCGGAUAAUACAUGUACAAUUGGUGAUACACUAACAAGAGCUUCACUCAGCUUCGCAAAUGCUCGAGCCUUUAUGGAGAAAGAGCGCGCAAAUCUCUUGAAGACUCUUGGCACACAGGUCGCUGAGCCAUUAAGGGCAAUGGUAAUGGGAGCUUUAUUGGAAGAUGCUCGACAUCUAGCACAACGGUAUGAUCGGAUGCGACAAGAAGCUGAAACUCAGACUAUCGAAGUAUCGAGACGGCAAGCUAAAGUUAGAGAGAAUCCUAGUAAUCCCGAACUAGUAAUGAAGCUGGAAUCUGCUGAAGCCAAACUACAAGACCUUAAUUCAAAUAUGACAAUAUUGGGGAAGGAAGCAGCUUCUGCCAUGGCUGGAGUGGAGGAUCAACAGCAAAACCAAACUCUUCAGCGGCUAUUAACUUUGGUUGAAGCAGAGCGUAGUUACCAUCAAAGGAUCCUUGAGAUUAUUGAACGGCUCGAAGGAGAGAUGAGACUUGAGCAACAAAGAAUCGAAGCACCUCAAACUCCACAAGUAGAGAACAUCACAUCUUCGCCUCCACCUUCAUAUCAAGAAUCCAAUAAUGGAGUCGAUACUUCUCAAAUGCAUAAUGGUACAUCAGACGCCAUGGGAUACUUCUUAGGAGAGGUCAUGUUUCCGUAUCAAGCUGAUUCAGAUUUUGAGCUCAGCAUAUCAGUUGGAGACUACGUUGUUAUCAGAGAGGUAGCGAGUAGCGGGUGGGCAGAAGGAGAAUGUAAAGGCAAAGCGGGUUGGUUUCCUUACGACUACAUCGAAAGAAGGGAUCGUGUCCUUGCAACUAAGGUCAUCGAGGUCUUGUAGUGGAUUCUUUUGGUGGGCUUCGGUGGUUCUUGGAACACUAGUUUCAAUUAUCUCCUUGAAGAAACUUGGUGUUUUUUUUCUUUUUGCCAUUGUUCGUUUACUUAGGUAGAUUUUUAUUUUUCUUCCUCUCUUUACUUUUUUACACAAGGGAAAAUCUGAUCAUUGUUGAAUCAAAAGAAACCUCAGCUCCGAUAUUCGUUCGAGAUUAAAGUACUGUAAUGUAUAAUAAACAAUACAAUAAUAGAUGAGAUUAUUUUAUA